Messenger RNA from Asparagus officinalis (garden asparagus), 2139 nucleotides. RefSeq names its product protein FAR1-RELATED SEQUENCE 5-like. The coding region runs from base 1 to 2139 and encodes 712 amino acids. Gene Ontology annotation, molecular function: zinc ion binding. The transcript has 8 exons. The record is from RefSeq and is a predicted model, not a curated record. Lineage: Eukaryota; Viridiplantae; Streptophyta; Magnoliopsida; Asparagales; Asparagaceae. Gene Ontology annotation, biological process: regulation of DNA-templated transcription.
AUGGAGAGCUUGAAUUCAGUUGUAGGCAGCAAUGAACAAAUAAAGGAACCACAUGUUAUAAAUGUAUCGGACAGUGAUUUUGGGGAAGAUGGAAUGGACGAAGUUAGCUCGAUUCCUUUUCAAUCACCAGGUGGUGGUAUGUAUUGGAAACCUAGGGUUGAAGCUGAAUUUAAACCUUAUAUAAACCAAAGCUUCCGAUCACUAGAGGAUGGUAUAGAGUUUUACCGAGAUUAUGGACGUAAAAGUGGGUUUGAGAUCAGACGUCAUACAGAGAAGAAACAUGAGGACGGUACAGUUCUUCUUAAACACAUUGUUUGCAGUAUAGCUGGCCGCAAUGAAUCAAAGAUGAAUGUUGAUUAUGAGGAUUUUAGUAGCAGUUCGAAAAAGAGAAGGAGAACUCAUUCUCAUUUUUUGGUCUCCGGUAGUGGGAAACAAUUUUUGAAGUCAAAUAGAGUUCUCGGUCUCGCUUAUAAGAAGCUUGUAUUUGAUGGAGCAAAAGCCAACAUGGGGCCUAACAAAACAUAUAACUUUGCUAAGGAGUUAUGUGGAAGUUAUUCUAAUGUUGGUGCUACGUGUACCGAGUUUAAAAAUUGGAGUAGGUAUGUGAAGCUUUAUAUUGGUGAUCGAGAUGCUCAAAUGAUCAUCGAGAAGUUCACGGAUAAGAAGGAGAUGAGUGAUGGAUUUUUCGAUGAUUAUGCAGUCGAUGAAGAUGGUCGAUUAACUCGCAUCUUUUGGACAGAUGUUAUUAGACGAAGAAAUUACGAUGUAUUUGGAGAUGUGAUAUCAUUUGACUCUACAUAUUCCACAAACAAGUACAACAUAAAGUUUGUUUUAUUUACUGGUCUCGACAAUUAUAAGAAGUGUGUUGUAUUUGCAGCAGGAUUGAUAGCUAAAGAGGACAUUGAUAACUAUGUCUGGAUUUUUGAGGUAUUCAUGAAAUGCAUGAUUCGCGAGCCAAAGUGUAUUGUUACAGAUCAGUGCCCUGCCAUGAAGCAAGCUAUACCAACCGUCUUUACAGAAACACGUCACCGUUUGUGCAUGUGGCACAUCAUGAAGAAAUUUAACCAAAAGUUGGCAAAAUGCAUUUCGAAGAUGGAUGAUUUCAAGAGGAAAAUAAAUGCACUGAUUUGGAUUAUAGAUAUAGAUCCGGCAACAUUUGAAGUAGGUUGGAAAGAUGUUAUUAAAGAAUAUAAGCUUGAAAGUAAUGAAUGGUUGUGUGAACUGUAUAACAUUCGGGAGUCAUGGAUUCCAGCCUAUUAUGCUGAUGAUCCAUUGGCUGGUUUAUUGCGUACUACAUCAAUAUCAGAGAGUGAGAACAGUUUUUUUGACAAAUUCAACCGUAGAUCUGACACAUUGACAGAAUUUUAUCUCCGAUACGAGAGUGCUAUGGAGAAGCAAAGGCAUACAAACGCAAGAUUAAACUAUGAAGGAACGAAGUCGAUGCCAAGAAUGGACGGGCCAUUGUUAUUGGAGAGGGAUGCAGCAGAGUUGUACACUCGAACAAUGUUUUAUGAGGUACAGAAAGAGAUAAUGUCAUCCUGUUAUGAUAUGAGUAUCAACAGUAUAUCAGAAGAAGAUGGUGUGAAGAUUUUUUCCUUAAAAGACAAAAAGAGACAUGGAAAAAUAUUUGAGGUGAAACAUGCUUAUUUGAACAAUGACGUGCAAUGUAUGUGUAGGCUGUUUGAGAAAAUGGGUAUAGUAUGUAGGCAUGGUUUUUUUGCACUUAACCAAGCUGAUGUAACAAAAAUACCAAGACAUCUUGUUGUGAACCGAUGGACAAAAGGUGCUGAAAUGAGGCAUUCAUUGCAGUUCAAGGAAAUAUCAGAACAAUGUAAUGCAAUUGAAGUUACAAAUCGUUUAGAUGGUGAGAGACUUGACUACCUGGAAGGGAAGUUGAAGGAGUUGAAGCACAGUUUGCGUGAAUCUAGUUUGAAAUCUGACACACAGAACAAAAAUGAUGUAAUGGAGUUUUUUGUUGGCUCAAAAAUACCAGCGGAAGUUAUCGUUAAACCUCCCAUUGAAGGUAGAAACAAGGGGUGUGGACGGAGAAUUGUUGGUGAUUAUGAGAAAUCAAUUAGUCAACGAAAGAAGAAGUGUAGUGAAUCGAGAUUCACUGCAUUGAAUCUAGAUUCAGUAUAG